UAGCUUUUUGAUUUAUAAUCGAAAUUUAUUUUGGUGCACGUUCCUUCGCCGGCCCACAGGAUUUAAGUAUUAAAUAAACACAAAACACUUUUAAUUAUUACUAAAACUCAGCCAUGGCUAAAAUUCACGAUGCACUCAAGCCGAUUCAGUGGCUUAUUGGCAGCUGGGAAUCGAUCAGUGCAAAAGGGCACUUUCCUACUAUCAAAGAUUUUACCUACAAUGAAGUGCUGAAAUUCGAGUCUGUCGGUCAACCAAUUCUUAACUAUGAGGCCCGGUCGAGACACUCCGUCACCGGUGCUCCGAUGCAUUUGGAGAGCGGAUUUCUACGCAUCAAACCAGGCUCGAAUCAGCUAGCGUUUAUGGUUUCACACAACUUUGGACUUGCCGUUCUCGAGGAAGGAAUCGCCACUGCCGAUGGCCUAGAGCUGGAAUCUAGGUCCAUCAAUCGCAUGUCGUUUGCGAAAGAUCCUUCGGUGAAAUGCAUCAAAAAAGUGUACAAACUAAAUGCAGACGGAACUCUGGAGAUUCGGACGGACAUGGAAACGAGCAACACAGCCUUAACAAAUCAUCUUGUUGCGGUUUAUAAGAAAACAGAAUAAAGUGUGUUUAAUACAGUUCAAAACUAUUCCAUUUUACGGCAAAUAAUAAUAGCUGUAACCAUCAGCAUUGCUUGAGAUGAACCAUUGCGAAUUGUGUUGAGAUCCUGGAAUGUUGUGGAUGGAGUUGUUAUUGUUGGAAUCCAUGCUAUAAGCAGUAGAUCCAGAUGGUGGUGGGUUGUACGAAGGCGUAUCAUAAUAAUAUUCUGGUGCCUUUGGUGAGGGUGUAGUAGGAAACUGUAGUUCUCGUUGUAGGUGACGAAUGUAUUGAAUAGCAAGUCUGAAAAAUAAAACGAAAAAUACAUUCACACCAAGAAAA
This is a messenger RNA of Culex quinquefasciatus (southern house mosquito), 915 nucleotides long. Its product is annotated as peroxynitrite isomerase THAP4. The transcript has a single exon. The record is from RefSeq and is a predicted model, not a curated record. NCBI's taxonomy places the organism in Eukaryota, Metazoa, Arthropoda, Insecta, Diptera, Culicidae. Bases 114 to 599 code for a protein of 161 amino acids.